Molecule: messenger RNA, 1874 nt
Organism: Amaranthus tricolor (Joseph's coat)
Lineage: Eukaryota; Viridiplantae; Streptophyta; Magnoliopsida; Caryophyllales; Amaranthaceae
Product: probable WRKY transcription factor 40
Exons: 4
Coding region: 386-1483 (365 amino acids)
Biological process (GO): regulation of DNA-templated transcription
Molecular function (GO): DNA-binding transcription factor activity; sequence-specific DNA binding
Source: RefSeq, a predicted model, not a curated record
CAAAAAUAAAAAAUAGGAAUAACGUUAAGAAACGAAAUACAGACAAAAUAUGAUAAAUUAGCAAUAAAAAAAUCACCGUUUUGAACACGAGGUUUCCACGCAAAGUACCCUAUAAAUAAAAAAGAUCCCUCCAAUUUAGAGUACAUCUUAACAUAUAUUUUGUAGCAAAAUCCCAGCAUCCGCUUUCUGGUGACCUUCCUACGCAAGUGUAACAACUGGCUUAUCCUUCUACGCUCCUAUAUAAACCUCUUUUAUUCUCUCAACAUUCAUGAAAUUAAUUUGACUAAUUUCUAUUUCUAUUUCUUCUCUCAAAUAUAAAUUCAAAGAUUUCUUUUUAAAUUCAAGAACAUUUCAAAUUCAAGGUAUUAAUUCUCAAUCAAAAAAGAUGGAUUAUUCAGCUACAUGGUUGAGCUCUGCUUCUUUGGUUGUUAAAAAUUCUGAUAAUACUCUUCGUCUUUUCGAUGAAUCGCCCGUUCGAGAAUCCAUUAAGCCUAAGCUUAUCAAUACUGGACCCGCCCCCGAAGCUGGACCCGGACCUAGAUCUUCUCCUCCUAUGCCUUCCAAUGAAGUUGCUAGCAAACUCCGCCUUAAAGACGAGACAGUAGAUUUGAUGGAAGAAUUGAAUAGGGUGAAUGCAGAGAACAAGAGGCUAACAGAAAUGCUGACAGUAGUUUGUGAAAACUACAAUGAUUUGAAGAGACAAUUGGUUGAUUAUAUGAGUAAGAGUUGUAGUAAUGAGAUUAACAAUGCUAAUAAGAAAAGGAAGGUGGAGAAUUCAAGUAAUGGAAAUAAUAACAAUGGAGUUAUUGUUAAAAAUAAUGGAGAUACAAGUUCUAGUGAUGAAGAAGAUUCUUAUGAUCAUAAACCUAAAGAAGAGACUAUUAAAGCUAAGAUUACUAGGGUUGCUGUUAGAACUCAAGCUUCUGAUUCCACUCUUAUUCUUAAGGAUGGUUAUCAAUGGAGAAAAUACGGUCAAAAAGUCACUAGAGAUAAUCCUUGCCCUAGAGCUUAUUUUAAGUGUUCGUUUGCUCCAAGCUGCCCAGUUAAGAAGAAGGUUCAAAGAAGUCUAGAAGACCAAUCAAUGCUAGUAGCAACGUAUGAAGGAGAACACAACCAUCCACAACCAGCACAACAAGAGGGUGGAGCCGGAACAGUAACCGCACCAUCGAGCUCGAGUCGAUCCAUCGUGUCGCUUAGUUCGGUCCCAAGUAACGGCUCGAACCCAACAGUCACACUUGACCUAACAAAGCCAAAGUCUAACGUUACCAAAUGCAAUAACGUACACGACUUUUCUAGUACAAAUACAAACAAGAUGUUUAAUAAUACGUUAAAUCAAAAUCAAGUAGCCAAAUUUAGCUCACCGGAAUUCCAAAAACUAUUGGCUGAGCAGAUGGCUUCUUCCUUGACUAAAGAUCCAAACUUUACAGCCGCCCUAGCCGCCGCCAUUACUGGAAGAUUUGUUCAGCAAAGCUCUAGUGAUUAAUUAAAUCAUUAAUUCCAUUAUUAAAUAUUAAUGAUUAAUUAGCAUUAUUCCUUGGAUAGACCGGCCUUCUUGUCUAUCUUUUUUAAUCAUUUUCAAACUCUGAUUAAAAAUUUUUAUGAACAAGAUAUAGUGAUCGAAUAUGAGGAGCUGAUGAGAUGGGCAAAAAAAAGUGGUAGGUCCAUUUUGAAUUGUCAGAAAAAAUAUUUCUAUGUACAAGUGUUCAAAUUUACUAAAAAUAUGAUUUUGGCUAAUGCAGCUUAUUAAAAGCUGUUUAGGCAAUUGUACAGUUAGUUAUUUCAAUAAUUAGUUUUAGAGAUUUUUAUAUGACAGAUUAUAUUGAAGCCUUGUAAUUUUGAUAGUAACAUGUAAUUCAAUUUCUUGCCAAGGCUAA